Messenger RNA from Penicillium alfredii, 1422 nucleotides. RefSeq lists its product as uncharacterized. NCBI's taxonomy places the organism in Eukaryota, Fungi, Ascomycota, Eurotiomycetes, Eurotiales, Aspergillaceae. The record is from RefSeq and is a predicted model, not a curated record. The transcript has a single exon. The coding region runs from base 1 to 1422 and encodes 473 amino acids.
AUGGCGCCAUUUGGUCAGACGAUCGCCGUGAUUGACAAGUCCGGCAAAGUUGUGAGCACGGUAUGGACUCCUCUAUCUCCUUGUCAUCAAAGUCUCAUUCUCACUUUUGGCCAGAGUAAACAACUAUUCGGCGUCUUCAACCAAGCCAAAACCGCCUACCGCGAACGCAAGUCCCAGUAUGAAUCAGAGCGCAGUGCCAAAAUCGCCGAGCAGCAGGCGCUGCAGGGGCUCGCCAACUACCAGAUCGAUGAUUCGCCGUCGGUAGCGUCCCGUCGAAGCCGCGGCACCAAGUCCCGGCAUCAUUCUAGCCGCAGUCACCACCACCGCCAUCGUGCCUCCUCUCACUAUGAACAGGAUUUGCAUUCGGUCGCCUCACGGCCGCAGUCGUACUAUGGGAUCCCCGCAGAUGCUGUUGCCCGCCGUCACACGCAUCACGAUAUCACACUCCGCCAGCCGCCCGCCCGCCCCACAACGGCCCGGUCUAGGUCCGACGCUCAUAUUGACAUGGACUUGGCGUACGGCGACGCCCAUCCCGCAGCGCUGUCUCGCUAUAACCCCGGCGAGCAGCAGCAGCAGCCAGUCUCCGAUCAAAAACAGCUCGAUGGUCUGGUCCACCGCGCGCAGUGGCUCCUCGAGGAAGCCCACUGUGUGCAGCACGGUGCCACGGCGACGAUCUCCCACUUGCAAAAGAACCCCGAUGCCAUGGCCGCCGUCGCAUUAACCCUGGCCGAGAUCAGCAAUCUCGCCCGUAAGAUGGCGCCCUCGGCCCUGACAGCGCUCAAAUCCGCCGCGCCCACUGUCUUCGCACUCCUCUCCAGCCCGCAGUUCCUCAUCGCCGCCGGCGUCGGGCUGGGCGUGACCGUGGUCAUGUUCGGCGGCUACAAGAUCGUCAAGCAGAUCCAGUCCGGCAACGCCGACGCCGAGAAACAGUCCGCCGGCAUGGAUGACAUGAUGGAACUGAACGUCGAGGAGCUGAGCAGUGUGGAGCGGUGGCGACGCGGCGUCGCUGACAUGGAAGCCGUCAGCGUCGGCACUUCGGUCGAUGGCGAGUUCAUCACCCCGACGGCCGCCGCCAUGUCUGGCAUCGACGUCACCACGGCCCGGGCUGCCAAAGACCCCCGAUUCAAAUACGAGGACGAUGUCUCUGUCGCAUCUUCCCGUCGUUCGCGCCGCUCGCGCUCAUCCCGCGCCCCGACUCGUACUCACUCCAAACGCGAACCAGAGGCUCCCUCUAAGGCUCCAUCGAGCUUCUUUUCCCGGUCGUCUUCCAAAGCUCCCUCCAAGGCCCCCAGUAGGGCUCCCAGUAGAGCACCUAGUAGUCGAGCGUCGUCCAAGACCCCGACGCAGGUGACUCACUCGGAGAAACGGCCCAAGGAAAAGAAGAAGGGGCCCAGUCGUUUGCGGCUUAUGUUCACACCCUGA